UAUUUGCUGAAAACUGUUCGUUCCCCUAAAACGUAUUCUAUUACCGUUUCAUUCUAAAUUCAAUCUUAGUUACCAAUAAUAGAAAUCAUUUUAAAUUGAGAUAAAAAGGUUUAUACGACAUUUAUUUCUAAUUCAGCUUGUUGAAGAAGUUUUGCGUGAAAUUAAAUAAUGUGCCAUAAUACAAGAGCAAUAGAGCUGAUUAUUGUUUAAUGUCCGCAGAUGGCCAGCAAAGACCUGUGCAAGGCUGAGGUGGUAGGACUAUGAUGCUAAGGAGGUGUUUUUUAAUGUUAAAUACUUUUUUUAUGAGUUUCAUGAAGAUUUUGUGACGGACAGACAGUGAAAUUGUGUUACAAUAUUGAUUCUUGAUGAAAUAGUGCAGGAUUUCGUUAAUUAUGAAUAUGGGAGGUCUCCAACGUCAAAUCCUCAUCGCACUUCUGUGUCUCAACCUGGUGACGGGAGUGCCACAGAAGCCCAACCUGGACGCCAUCUUGAACCGCCGCACGGACGUCUACAUCGCGGGCUUCUUCCCCUUCGGCAAGGGCGUGGAGAACUCCAACACUGUAGGUCGAGGCGUGAUGCCCAGCGUGAAGCUGGCGCUGGACCACGUCAACGAGCACGACUCCGUGCUGAGGAACUACCGCCUGCACAUGUGGUGGAACGACACUGAGUGCAACGCAGCGGUCGGAGUCAAGUCGUUCUUCGACAUGAUGCACAGCGGCCCACACAAGCUGAUGCUGUUCGGGGCCGCGUGCACACACGUCACAGACCCCAUCGCCAAGGCUUCCAAACACUGGCAUCUAACACAGUUAUCCUAUGCGGACACACAUCCCAUGUUCACGAAAGAGGCGUUCCCGAAUUUCUUCCGCAUCGUACCUUCGGAGAACGCUUUCAACAUGCCUCGCAUCAGAUUGCUGGAGCAUUUCAACUGGACCAGAGUCGGUACGAUCUACCAGAACGAACCCAGAUAUGCUUUGGCCCAUAACCGUCUUCUAUCAGAUUUGGACGCGGCAAACUUUAUGGUAGACGAGUCUCAAAGUUUUGCGACAGAAGUGCGGACGGCACUAUCCAAGCUAAAAGAGAAAGACAUCAGAAUAAUAUUGGGCAAUUUCAAUGAAACCUGGGCAUUGAAGAUAUUUUGUGAAGCUUACAAACUGGAAAUGUACGGGCGAGCCUACACGUGGCUUCUGCUAGGCACUUACAGCAGCAAGUGGUGGACCAGACGAGCUCCGUGCUCUCGAAGGGAGCUAUCCGCUGCUUUAGAUACCACCAUCCUUACUGACCUGCUGCCACUUUCUACUACUGGCGAAACCACUGUAUCGGGAAUUACCGCAAAAGAUUAUCAAGUGGAGUAUGAUCGUAGAAGAGGGGUAGAAUAUUCUAGAUUCCAUGGAUAUACUUACGAUGGUAUUUGGGCGAUGGCUUUAGCAAUUCAAACGGUGGCACAUCGAGUGAAGUUAAAGUAUAAAGAGAAGACAGUACAGGACUUCCGGUACCGGGACAAAGAAUGGGAACAGCUGUUUCUGGACGCUUUGAGCAAUGUGACCUUUGAGGGUGUUACUGGUCCAGUCCGUUUCUAUGACAACGAGCGCAAGGCUUCGAUUCUCCUGAAGCAGUUCCAAGGCGAGCAGAUAGGAGAGGUGAAGGUUGGAGAGUACUGCGCAGAAAGAGACCGCCUAGAUCUGGGUAGCGGUGAUCCGUUCAAGUGGAAUGGCAAGAAUCCUCCAAAAGAUCGCACCCUCCGUCUGAUCGAGCACACUCAGGUGAACAUAACCCUGUAUGCUGUCGUGGUGUUCUGCUCCGUGCUUGGCAUCUUGCUCGCUACCGGCUUCUUGGCUAUGAACAUACACUAUAGGAAUCAAAGGUACAUAAAAAUGUCCUCUCCACACCUGAACAAUUUGAUCAUCGUGGGCUGCAUGCUAACCUACCUCAGCGUGAUCUUCCUCGGCCUCGACUCCAGCCUCAGUAGCAUCGGUCUUUCUCAGGACGUACCACGUGGAGCGGCGUUCCCGUACAUCUGUACCGCUCGCGCUUGGCUGCUCAUGGCUGGCUUCAGUUUGGCCUUCGGCGCCAUGUUCUCCAAGACCUGGCGAGUCCAUUCCAUCUUCACCGACGUCAAACUGAAUAAAAAAGUGAUAAAAGACUACCAGCUCUUCAUGGUGGUAGGUGUUCUGCUGUGUAUAGAUCUGAUCAUAAUGACCACUUGGCAGAUAUCCGAUCCGUUUUACAGGGCUACCAAACAAAUGGAGGCAUACCCUCAUCCGACAAGUGAAGACAUAGUGAUCGUACAAGAGAACGAAUACUGUCAAUCUGAGAGGAUGCCUAUAUUUAUUGGAGCCAUUUACGCUUACAAAGGACUUUUACUGGUAUUUGGAGCAUUCUUAGCGUGGGAGACGCGUCAUGUCUCAAUCCCAGCACUGAACGACUCGAAACACAUCGGCUUGUCAGUUUACAACGUACUGAUUAUGUGUAUUAUGGGCGCUCCUUGUGCAUUGGUACUAGCUGAUCACAAGGACGUCCUAUUCGUUCUGAUUGCAAUCUUCAUUAUUUUCUGCACGACUGCUACUUUGUGCUUGGUGUUUGUGCCUAAGCUACUAGAACUCCGGAGAAACGGGUCCGGUGGAACGGGCGGGGCACGUAUCCGGGCCACGCUGCGUCCCGCCGCGCCGCAUGAAUGCCGCGAGCCUGGCCCAGAACUAGAGCGCCGCAUGAAGGAGCUGCGACAGUACAACAAUAGGUACCGACGCACGCUGCAGGCCAAAGAGAACGAACUGCAGAUGCUGCUAAGCAAGCUUGGAAGUGAUGUCAGUUCAGAAUCUUCGAUCAGAGAUUCGAAGUCUCCAGCCACGCAGCGAACUCGUUUGCCCAUACCCAGAGAAAAUGUCAGUCACCCUGAAACGAGUGAUAUAACAUCAGUGUGCAGCCUCAGUGCAUCAGCCGGCGCCGAAACAGAAUACAUCGGAUUACAGAGUCAGCAGGCUAUAGAAAAGCCAAAGCCGACAGCACCUCCAGAACCUAUAAAAGAAACUCUGAAGGAACCAAAGAAGGAACAAACUAAAAACGUCUCCUUCAAGAAUCAUUUGGACUACACAAGUCCACCAGUUUCUAACAAAUCUGUGCCUGAGAAAGAUCAGCUCGCCAAACUGCCGUAUGGAUGGUCUUCUGAAGAACCAUCAGAACCUCCAAAGACCAAGAUAACGGAACCAGCAAAAGCAGAAGCCAAGACCAUCCCAGCAUUGAAAACAAUUGAUACUCCCACAGUCAAGUCAGUGCCAACUAAAGUACAGGAACCAAUGUACACCAAGGCAGCUCCCCCUAAAGUUAUCAAGACACCGGAAAUGCCGAAAAAGCAAACUAAGGCUCAAGAUACGAAGCCUCCAUACAAGACAGCACCGCGCGGUCACAGACGCAUGUCGAGCGUCAGUGCGGGCGCUUUGCUGGCCGAGCUGAUGCACGUGUCUGUGGACGAGCAUGAGCCGCCGUCCGUCGCCGCCAUUGUACCACCGAUGACGGAGAGGAAGGUCAUAGGUCAAGAACGAGACCCACCCGUUUCUUCAAAACCAAAGCAAGAGCUAGAAGAUAUUCUGGAUAUAGAUCAGGACUUUUCAUCAGCAGAAAGGAAAAAAUCAUGUCAACGAAAAGAUUCUGAGAAGAGAAAAAAGGAAAAUUUUAUCGUCGUCCAAAGUGAUCUGUGGGAUACCAACACUUUUCAAUACACUUGCCAGAAAUCACCACCGAGUCAUGCCCAUUCUCCAAUGCAGAGAAGUGUGUCCGAGAAAAGUCGACAGCAAUCAUCGCCUCAUCAUCACAGGGAAUCUGAUAGAAGUACAGAAAGAAGAGCGUCUAACACCUCCAUAAACCAUACUGGUGCGCCCAGGGUUGGUACCCCAGAAGGUUAUCGAGAGUCUGAAACACUUCGGAUGACGGAUAGACAUUCUAAACGUCGAGGAUCUGAUUUCCCACAACCAGUUAGCACACCUCCUCACCAAAUACAAGCAAAGAGAAGACAAUCCUCUGCUCAGAUGAGAUCAUAUCAAGAAGAAAUGGAAGAGAAAUCCGAAAUAGUACAACGAAGACUCGAAGAGCUACCCAAGAAGUUAGUUCAAGAAAAGCCCAUACAGGAAUCAAAAGAAAGCAUAGACAGGAAACCUGAGCCAGAUAUUAUUAGGGUUUCCAAGAAACAGGAGUCUCCAAAGAGGAUAGUCCAGGAUCCAGAUACGAUUAGGGUAACUAAGGGUCAGGAUUCGCCUUCGAAAAGGCUGAGGCAAGAGGCAGAACCGUUGAAAAGGGCAAAGGGCGCUGGAGAUUCGCCUAGGUUAUCGCAGGCCACUCAGAGCCGGCCUGAUCAUCAUAAGAGUAGCCCUAAUGUUGCCUCGAGGCAUAAGUCUGAAUCACCAGGCCAGCGAGACGAGCGCAAAACAGCGUCCUACUCCCGAAGUGACUCCAAACGGCAGGAAUCAGCUGAGAGGAAGAUGUACACCGCCAGCUCAGAAUCAGAACUGUUCGAGUGUGCGAUCCUGCCCAUCUUCCACAAACUCCUCACCGAAAGACAUAAAAGCCAGCCUCAUGGACUGAACCUCAGCUAUGGAGUCAGCUGCCCGAACAUUUCCAUCAAGUGUGAUAUUGUGGAGUAUUUAUAAGAUACAA
Messenger RNA from Maniola jurtina (meadow brown), 4644 nucleotides. RefSeq names its product gamma-aminobutyric acid type B receptor subunit 2 (gene GABA-B-R2). The record is from RefSeq and is a predicted model, not a curated record. Gene Ontology annotation, biological process: G protein-coupled receptor signaling pathway; gamma-aminobutyric acid signaling pathway. The coding region runs from base 393 to 4637 and encodes 1414 amino acids. Gene Ontology annotation, cellular component: membrane; G protein-coupled receptor heterodimeric complex. The transcript is spliced from 32 exons. Gene Ontology annotation, molecular function: G protein-coupled GABA receptor activity. Lineage: Eukaryota; Metazoa; Arthropoda; Insecta; Lepidoptera; Nymphalidae.